Messenger RNA from Penicillium soppii, 1050 nucleotides. RefSeq lists its product as uncharacterized. The transcript has 3 exons. The record is from RefSeq and is a predicted model, not a curated record. The coding region runs from base 1 to 1050 and encodes 349 amino acids. Lineage: Eukaryota; Fungi; Ascomycota; Eurotiomycetes; Eurotiales; Aspergillaceae.
AUGUCCGACGCCCUUCCUGAGAUGCAGUACCGUUUCCUCGGCCGGACGGGAUUAAAGGUCUCGGUCAUCUCGCUUGGUAGCUGGCUCACAUACGGCGGACAUGUCGGAAAUGAAACUGCCCUUGAGUGCAUGAAGGUCGCAUAUGACGCCGGUGUCAACUUCUUCGAUACAGCCGAGGUAUACUCAGGCGGCCAGUCGGAGAUUGUGCUCGGUGAAGCAAUCAAGAAGUUCGGCUGGAAGCAAAACGACCUUGUCAUCUCCACCAAGAUCUACUGGGGCAAGGCCAACAGCGCCAACCCGGACAAACCACUUAACAACAAUGGACUCUCGCGCAAGCAUAUCAUAGAGGGCAUGAACCUCUCUCUCCAACGUCUCGACCUGCCAUACGUGGAUGUGGUCUACGCACACCGUCCAGACCGUGACACCCCCAUGGAAGAAAUCGUCCGCGGCUUCAACUACCUGCUGGACCACGGCAAGGCCUUCUACUGGGGAACUUCGGAGUGGUCCGCAAGCGAGAUUUCCGAUGCGUGGAGAAUCGCCGACAGACUCGGCCUUGUCGGCCCAGUCGUCGAGCAGCCACAGUAUAACCUUCUCGUGCGCGAGCGCGUGGAGAAGGAGUACCGCUGGUUGUAUGAUGCCCACGGGCUCGGUCUGACAGUAUUUUCGCCGCUGAAGGGUGGUGUCUUGACAGGCAAGUAUAAUGAUGUUUCUGCGCCACCUGAGGGGUCACGGUUGGCGGAAUCGAACGAUAAUUACGUAAAGGGCCUGCGCAAGACUGUGGGCGAUGAUACUUGGCAGCGACAGUUGGAUCAGGUUGCGGCGUUGAAACCUGUUGCCGAGGAAUUGGGGAUUUCCACGGCACAGUUGGCCCUUGCGUGGAUCUUGAAGAACCCUAAUAUCUCGUCCAUGAUCACGGGUGCGUCGCGGCCGCAGCAGGUUCUUGAUAACAUUCGAGCUUUGGCGGUUGUGGAUAAAUUGACCGAGGAGGUCAUUGAAAAGAUUGAAGCUGCUGUUGAAAAUAAGCCUGAUGUUGAUAGUAGACGGUUUUAG